AUGCCAAAAGAAAUAAAAUCAUCAUUUCACUGUAAUAUCUGUGAAAAGUCAUUUUCUCAAAAAGGUCACCUGACUAUUCACAAACAUAUUCACACAGGUGAGAAGCCAUAUCAUUGUGAUAUCUGUGGUAAUUCGUUCUCUCAAAUAAAUACCUUGACUAAACAUAGACAUAUUCAUACAGGUGAGAAACCAUAUUGCUGUGAUGUUUGUGGUAAAUCAUUCUCCCAAAUAAAUAAUUUAACUAGACACAAACAUACUCAUACAGGAGAGAAGCCAUAUCACUGUGAUAUCUGUGGUAAAUCAUUCUCUCAAAAUGAUCACUUAACUAAACACAAACGUAUUCAUACAGGGGAGAAACCAUAUCACUGUGAUAUCUGUGGUAAAUCCUUCUCUCGAAAUGAUGAGGUAACUAUUCACAAACGUAUCCAUACAGGUGAAAAGCCAUAUUGUUGUGAUAUAUGUGGUGAUUCAUUCUCUGUUACAAGUCAUUUAACUACUCACAAACGUAUUCAUACAGGAGAGAGACCAUAUCACUGUGAUACCUGUGGUAAGUCAUUCUCUGGAAGUAGAAACUUAAAUACUCACAAACGUAUUCAUACAGGGGAGAAACCAUAUCACUGUGAUAUCUGUGGUAAAUCAUUCUGUCAGAAUGGUAACUUAACUAUUCACAAACGCAUUCAUACUGGAGAGAAACCAUAUCACUGUGACAUCUGUGGUAAAUCAUUCUGUCAAAAUGGCGAAUUAACGAAACAUAAAUACAUUCAUACAGGUGAGAAACCAUAUCACUGUGAUAUCUGUGGUAAAUCAUUCUCCCAAAAAAGUCACUUAACAACACACAAACACACUCAUACAGGAGAGAAACCAUAUUGCUGUAAUAUCUGUGGUAAAUCAUUCUCUGCAACAGGUAACUUAAGUAAACACAAAUAUAUUCAUACAGGAAAAAAACCAUAUCACUGUGAUAUUUGUGGUAAAUCUUUCUCUCAUGGAAAUACUUUAACUGAACACAAAUAUAUUCAUACAGGAGAGAAACCACAUCGCUGCGAUAUCUGUGGUAAAUCAUUCUCUGCAACAAGUAACUUAACUAAGCACAAACGCAUUCAUACAGGAGAGAAACCAUAUCGCUGUGAUAUCUGUGGUAAAUCAUUUUCUCAAAGGAGCAACUUGACUACUCACAAACAUAUUCAUACAGUUGAAAAACCAUAUCACUGUAAUAUCUGUGGUAAGUCUGUCUCUCAAAGAAGUAAUUUAACUACUCACAAACGCAUUCAUACAGGAGAGAAACCCUAUCACUGUGUUAUCUGUGGUAAAUCAUUUUCUCUAACAGGUCACUUAGCUACUCACAAUCGAGUUCAUACAGGAGAGAAGUCAUAUCACUGUGAUAUCUGUGGUAAAUCAUUCUCUCAUGGAAAUACCUUAAUUGAACACAAACGUAUACAUACUGGAGAGAAGCCAUAUCACUGUGACGUCUGUGGUAAACCAUUCUCUCUCUCAACUAAUUUAACUAUACACAAACGCAUUCAUACAGGAGAGAAGCCAUAUCAUUGUGAUAUUUGUGGUAAAUCAUUCUCUCAGAUUGGUAACUUGACUAAACACAAACGCACUCACACAGGAAUGAAACCAUAUCACUGUGAUAUUUGUAGUAAAUCAUUCUCUCAAAAAAAUCAUUUAUCUACACAUAUAUGUAUUUACACACAAGAGUAACUGAAUGAUGUCAAGUCAUUCUUUGAAAAAUAACCAUAAAUAUAUUCAAUCGCCUCAUUGACAGUGAAAAAGUGUUUGAAUUAGUCUCAAUCCUUUAGGAAUCUCAUCAGAAUAUUUAAUGUAUUCCAGUUGAAUUACACAUGUGCUGUUUUACUGAAAAUUUUAUUUAUUGAACUGCCUGGAAUGUGUUACGUUUGCAAAUUGGAUUUUUUUUUCAGUUUAGUGAAAUGUUUAAUUCCUGUGAAUAUAAAUAUGUCUUUUUGAACAGCUACUUGUUUCCAGAAGCAAACCCUGAAAGGAUUUAAAUGAGUUGAACCAAUUCCUCUUUUUAAUGGUUGAGUGAAAGAGCGGCUCAUAUUCUUGCAGUCUUUCUUUGACCUCAUAAAACAGUUAUGUGCACACUCCAGGGACCUUAUAUCAUAUCACUUGACCGAAAACCACCCUAUUGACUGAGAAACACAAUUCUUUUCCAACUACUUGUUUAUUUAUUUUCACUUACCAUGUAACUUUCACCAUGAAAUGUUUCCUCAGGAAACUUAUUUCAUACAAAGAAACUCUGUCAGAAACUUUGAUAUUAACAAGAAAUUCCUAUUUCUUUAAAUUAAUUACUUCUGUUUUGUGUUUUUGUGUAAUAAAUCUACUUAAUGUUGGUACAGACAAACUUCUGGACUAAUUGGGUUAAAUUUAUAUCCUUAUACUUA
Molecule: messenger RNA, 2402 nt
Organism: Octopus bimaculoides (California two-spot octopus)
Lineage: Eukaryota; Metazoa; Mollusca; Cephalopoda; Octopoda; Octopodidae
Biological process (GO): regulation of DNA-templated transcription
Cellular component (GO): nucleus
Molecular function (GO): RNA polymerase II cis-regulatory region sequence-specific DNA binding; DNA-binding transcription factor activity, RNA polymerase II-specific
Source: RefSeq, a predicted model, not a curated record